AUGGUUGAUGCUACAGAGUUCGGACCUCGUGCGCCAGCAAUGGACGGUUGCGCAUUCGAGCAGUCAACCCUGAUCCAAUGUACUAUCGGCACUGGCCCUGAGAUUCCCAUGUCCAGCACUGAGUGCCUCAACCUCAACAUUACUGCUCCAUCCCUUCCCAGUGGUAUGAGUAUUGCCGUCCCGGUGAUGGUCUUCGUACAUGGCGGUGGAUUCAUCAUGGGCGCAAACUCCUGGCCGCAGUACGAUCCAGCGCGUCUAGUCAGAAUGAGCGCAAAACUUGGCACCCCAGUUAUCGUCGUCAACGUGAACUACCGUCUAGGUGCCCCAGGAAACCUGACGAGCGAGGAAUUGAGGAAAGCUGGAUACCCUGGGAACAACAGUUUGAGGGAUCAAAGAUGUGCGUUGCAGUGGGUUAGAAAGCACAUCGGUGCAUUCGGAGGUGACGCGGAUAACGUUACCUUGUUUGGUGAGAGCGCUGGUGCUGUCUCGGUGUUGCAUCAAUUGAGUUCCAAAGAGCCAUUGUUCAGACGUGCGAUAAGCAUGUCGGGAACACCGAUCAUGCUCAAGCCACUAUCACCGUCUGUUGCUGAGAGAUCAUAUAACGCCAUCGUGCAAAAACUAGGCCUCACGCACGUUUCGACCCAGGAACGUAUCAAUAGUCUUAUUGCCAUGAGUCCGGAGGAACUUGUUGAAAAGACUCCAAUGGAUAUGCCACUUCUACCUUACAUCGAUGGCGAUAUUCUCUCAGAAGCAGCCACAUUCACGCAACUUUCGACCGAUACACUCCAGAGUCUGAACAACAGCUGGUGCGAAGAGUUGCUGAUAGGAUCAUGUGCUCAUGAUGGCAAUGUCUUCUUCUUCAUGGGCCUUCCGAAUGAUGGGUCGGCGUCGGCGAUCCAUUCAUCCUUCUCUCGCAAUCUUCCUACGUCUGUCACCCAAGCCGUCUUAUCAGCAUAUGGCGUUACACCUUCAACCCCUGAUGAUGAGGCCAUGUCCUCCAUCGUCAAUUUAGCGACAGACAUUGCGUACCGUCUCCCUGCAAAGUACUACGCUCGCGCAUUCAAAGGGAAGGUUUCCUCCUACUUCUUCACCGAGCCAAAUCCUUGGCAAGGCAGGUUCGAGGGCAAAAGUACGCAUAUGUUGGAUGCGGCGUUCUUGUUCCAGAACUUCGAAGAAAACCUUCCUGUUGAGGCGAAGAAGACGGCUCGAAGAUUAGCUGAGGACUUCAUAACUUUUGUGCAUGGACAGGCUGGUAGUGCAUGGGCAGAAGGAAGGACCAAGGUUUAUGGGCCAGAAAUUGAGGAAGGAAAUAAACUGGAAAAUGUCGAUCUAGAUUGUCUGAGCGCGGCGUGGGACAUGUUCGUUUCCGGCUCCGGCAUCGGCGAAGCAGUAGCAACCCACCUGUACAGCAAAGGCUAUAAAGUCGUCAUCGCAGACCUGAAUCCAUCAUCAGGCGAACGUGUAGCCGCAAGCCUUGGCCCCGACGCGAUUUUUCACCAAACCGAUGUUUCCUCCUAUAAAUCGCAAGCACAGCUCUUCAAGCGCGCUUACGAAUGGGGUGGCAACCGUCUGGACUUUUGCCAUGCAAAUGCUGGUAUCGACGAUAGACAGAACAUCUUUGAGGAUAUGGACAAGGAAGAGGUGGAUGAAGAAGGUCUGGUGAAGAAGUUGAAUACGAAGACUAUGGAGGUCAACCUCGAGGGCGUGAUGCAGGGAUUGUGGCUGUUCAAGUAUUAUGUUAGAAGAAGCAAGGAGGCAGGUGGUGGGAAGGGUAAAUUCGUCGCCACGAGUAGUGCGGCCGGUUUAUAUUCCAUGAUACAAUGCCCCCAGUACACAGCCAGCAAGUAUGGCGUGGUGGGUCUGUGCCGCGCCUCUGGACCCGUAUUCGUCAAGGAGGGCAUCACAGUUAACGCAAUCUGCCCAGCCUUUAUUCCAACAAACCUCUGUCCUCCAGAAGUCGCAAAGCGCUGGCCUAAAGAGCACAUUACGCCUUUGUCAACAGUGAACAAGGCUAUUGAUGCUUUUUUAGCAGAUGACACAUUGACCGGCCAGGCUGUAGAGUUGUCUCAAGAGAAUAUCUAUUUUAGGCAGCCGGUCGAUUACCCGAACGAAAGCCAGCGGUGGAUUGGCGAGGAGAGUGAUAAGAUCUGGAAUUUAGGCUACCAGGAACCACCAAAGAGGCAAGGAUACUGA
This is a messenger RNA of Alternaria postmessia, 2193 nucleotides long. RefSeq lists its product as uncharacterized. Bases 1 to 2193 code for a protein of 730 amino acids. The record is from RefSeq and is a predicted model, not a curated record. NCBI's taxonomy places the organism in Eukaryota, Fungi, Ascomycota, Dothideomycetes, Pleosporales, Pleosporaceae. The transcript is spliced from 5 exons.